AUGUCACAAAAUGAUUCUCAAGAUAUUAUUUGUUCUAAUGAGGUAUUAGAAGAAUACAAUACAAUAAAUAGUAUUUAUCCUAAUUCUGUUAUUUAUGUUAAACCAAAUGAAUUUAGAAUGAACAUUAAUGUUUCAUUAGAAAAUGAAAUUCCAUUUAAAAUUAUUCCAAUUAGAAAUGUUCCAAGAAUGUAUAUGAAUAAAAAUGAAGUUAAAAUUAAAUAUUUGACACCAAUUACUAUACUUAUUAGUUAUAAUGAAGAAAAACCAUCUUUUCAAAUGAGUAGUCUUUGGUUAUCAAUUAAAGAUAUGAUAGAACUUAAAACAAGAAUUGAAGAUGAGUUUCAACAAUUUGACUUUUCAGGAUUGUUUAUGUUAUUGUAUGAAGUCCUUUCAAACUUAUCACCAGAACAACUUGAUAUAUUAAGUUUUAGUGAGGUCCCAAUCUCACGAGAAGAAAGAGAAAAAAAUAUUAUUCAAUAUAAUUAUGAUGAAACUAGAAAAGUAUUUUAUUCAACUCCACUUAUCACUUGUGAUGUUUGUUAUGAAGAAUAUCCUCCUUCAAAUUUUACUAUAUUGUCUUCUUGUGGGCAUUAUCUUUGUAAUGAAUGUUUAAAAGAGUCUGUGGCAACUUCAUUGACAAAUGGUACUUAUGUGGAAUGUCCAUAUGCUGAUUGUAAAGCAGAGGUAUUACCUUGGGAAAUGAAAAAAAGUUGUCCAAAAGAUUUAAUUGAUAAAUAUGAAAAUCAGCUUGUUCUAAUUUAUGUAAAGAGUGGAGGAGAUGAUUUUAUUGUUUGUCCAUUUUGUUCCUAUUCAGGAAUUAUGGUAGAUCCCAUUGUUUAUAAAAAGUCUACACCAAUACAGUGUCCUCGAUGUGAAAAAACUUUUUGUAGUAAAUGUUUAUCAAAUAAUCAUAUUGGACAAUGUUAUGAUGCAUCAAAUUGUCUAGAAAAAUAUAAAUCACAACAAUACUAUAAUGAAAUAGUAGGUGAGUUAAUGACAAAAAAUAUCAAGAAAUGUCCAGUUUGUAAAUGUCCCGUUAUUAAGUCUUAUGGAUGUAAUAAAAUAACAUGUAUUUGUGGUACAUAUUUUUGUUAUAAUUGUGGUGAAAAAAUUGAUGGAUAUGAACAUUUUCAUAACAGUAAAUGUCCAUUGUAUACUGAAAAAUCAUUAUUAGAAGAUAAACUUCAUGACGUUGAUACAACAAAAUUGGAUAAAAUAAUGGCAAAUCCAAAUAAGUUUCCAUUUUAUUGUGUACCUUGUGAAUAUUUAUUUGCAGUUAAUAUGGACCAACUUGUCAUUGUUUGUCCAAAAUGUGGUAAACGUAAAUGUAGGCAUUGUGAUGAGUAUGGUAUUAGUGUUGGACAUAUUAAGACAGUACUUGAUUCAGCGAAAUAUUCAGAUUUUAAAGCACCUCAAGGUUAUGAAAAAUGGGAGUGA
Molecule: messenger RNA, 1437 nt
Organism: Entamoeba dispar SAW760
Lineage: Eukaryota; Evosea; Mastigamoebida; Endamoebidae
Product: RING finger protein, putative
Exons: 1
Coding region: 1-1437 (478 amino acids)
Molecular function (GO): zinc ion binding
Source: RefSeq, a predicted model, not a curated record